Molecule: messenger RNA, 2168 nt
Organism: Chenopodium quinoa (quinoa)
Lineage: Eukaryota; Viridiplantae; Streptophyta; Magnoliopsida; Caryophyllales; Amaranthaceae
Product: L-ascorbate oxidase-like
Exons: 5
Coding region: 188-1936 (582 amino acids)
Cellular component (GO): extracellular region
Molecular function (GO): copper ion binding; oxidoreductase activity
Source: RefSeq, a predicted model, not a curated record
ACAAACUAUAUAUAUAAACUACGCAAACUCAAGCUUAUCAAAAAUAUAUGCACUCCUUUCUUGUAAAACCAAACCACCCUUGGCUAGCUUUUCCCUCUACUCCUUGUGCUAGCUAACUGCCCUCCCAGCCACCACGACCGCGACGAUUACCGUGACUAACAAAAAAAAAAAAUCUAGUUAGUCGACGAUGGCGACCAAUGGAUGUAGAACGGGUUUAAAGUGUCCUCUAUAUUAUGUGCUAUUUAUGAUAAUAUUGAGUACAUGUACCGUAGAAGCCAAAACAAGAUAUUACAAAUGGGAUGUAAAGUAUGAGCUCAAGUCACCAGAUUGUUACAAGAAAUUAGUGAUUACUAUAAAUGGCAUGUUCCCUGGACCUACCAUCACUGCUGAAGAAGGUGACACUAUUGUUGUUGAAGUUACCAAUAACUUGGUUACUGAAAAUACUGCCAUUCAUUGGCAUGGUAUUAGACAGAUUGGAACACCAUGGGCUGAUGGUACCGAAGGCGUUACUCAAUGUCCAAUUAUUCCCGGAGAUACUUUUGUAUACAAAUUUGUUGUUGAUAGGGCGGGCACAUACUUAUACCAUGCCCAUUACGGGAUGCAGAGAGAAGAAGGAUUGAACGGUAUGAUCGUCGUUUCGGUUCCUAAAGGACAAUCCGAGCCGUUCACUUAUGACUUUGAUCGUAGCAUCUUGCUAACAGAUUGGUACCACAAGAGUGCUCUUGAUCAUACCGUAGGCUUGAAUUCCAAUCCAUUUGUUUGGGUUGGUGAACCUCAGUCGCUCCUUAUACAAGGAAGAGGCAAUUUCAAUUGCUCAGCCGUCAGCAUUGCUUCGGAUCCAGAUGUCUGUAACGCUACACGUCCUGAAUGCACCCCGUUUGCCUUGACUGUGGUUCCUGGGAAAACUUAUCGCCUUCGCAUUGCUAGCUUAACUUCUUUGUCUGCACUAAACUUUGAGAUUGAGGGGCAUAACAUGACGGUAGUCGAGGCAGAUGGACAUUUUGUUGAGCCAUUUGUAGUUAAAAACUUAUUCAUCUACUCAGGAGAAACCUACUCAGUUCUAGUAAAGGCCAACCAAGACCCAUCAAGGAACUAUUGGGCUACAACUAAUGUUGUGAGCCGAAAGCCCGGAACUCCCACGGGUAAAGCCAUCUUUAACUACUACCCAAAUCGACCAGAACAAGAUCCACCAACUACCCCCACCACAGGCCCCAUGUGGAACGACUCUGAACCAAGGUUAGCCCAGAGUCUAGCAAUUAAGGCGCGGGAGGGGUUUAUUCAACCCCCACCCGCCACCUCAGAUAAAGUGAUUAUUCUCCUUAACACGCAGAACAAGGUCAAUGGGUUCACAAAAUGGGCCAUCAAUAAUGUAUCCUUCACCUUGCCCACCACCCCGUACUUGGUGGCUCUCAAGGAUAACAGGUUGAGGAACAAACUCCACCACGUGUUUGACCAAACACCGCCUCCAACCGGCUACGAUUGGCUAAACUAUGACAUCCACGUUAACCAAUCCAAUGUCAAUGCGACCUCUAGUAACGGUAUCUACCGUAACAAGUUUAACACGACUAUUGACAUUGUGUUACAAAAUGCAAACAUGAUCAACCCUAAUUACAGUGAAACUCACCCGUGGCAUUUGCAUGGGCAUGAUUUUUGGGUGUUAGGGUACGGUAAAGGCAAGUUUGACCCCUUCAAUGACCCGAAAAAGUACAACUUGGUAAACCCGAUAAUGAAGAAUACGGUUCCUCUUCAUCCAUACGGGUGGACCGCCAUACGUUUUCGGGCCGAUAACCCGGGUGUUUGGUUGUUUCAUUGUCAUAUAGAUGCCCAUUUUGCCAUGGGUAUGGGCAUUGUGUUUGAGGAAGGAAUUGAAAGAGUUGGUAAAUUGCCUAACAACAUUAUGGGUUGUGGACUUACCAAACGCCUCAUUAAUCCUUAGUUCCUUAAUUAUUAGCCUAACUUCAAUGUUUGAAAAUUCUUUUAUUCUUACUUUAAUUUUAUCCCUCUAAAUUCAAGGGAUCAUUUUUCUUUGUAAUUUUUUUUUAAUGAAAUAUUGUCUUUCUAAAUUUGUACAAUUGUACAUACGUGUAUUAGGAGUGUAAGUUAUGUUGGCAAAUUUUAGUUGUACAAAUUUUCCAUUAAAUGCCAUUAAUAAACACGUAUUUGCGCAA